This is a messenger RNA of Aethina tumida (small hive beetle), 2696 nucleotides long. Its product is annotated as exocyst complex component 2. Bases 121 to 2622 code for a protein of 833 amino acids. Gene Ontology annotation, cellular component: exocyst. Gene Ontology annotation, biological process: exocytosis; Golgi to plasma membrane transport. The record is from RefSeq and is a predicted model, not a curated record. Lineage: Eukaryota; Metazoa; Arthropoda; Insecta; Coleoptera; Nitidulidae. The transcript has a single exon.
UCAGAUACAUAUAAUUUUUGACAAAUAAACAAACCCAAUUUACGGUUGUUUUCCACCUGUCAUAAAUUGUGGGUGUUUUAACAGUUUUUCGUAUGUUAUGUAGACAACAAAUAAAUCUCUAUGGCACCCCCAGUUGUUAAUGGAAUUUCUCCAAAUGAGGGAUUUCCGGGUACACGAGUAGUAAUCAGAGGCGAAAACUUCGGGAAGAAGUCAACAGACCUAGUAGGACUUACAAUUUGCGGUGUUAAUUGUCUUUUAUCAGCAGAAUGGGUAUCCGAAAACAAAAUAAUCACUUUAUCCGGCCCAAUUGUUGGAAAAGGGGAUGUUAUUGUCACCACAAGAAUGGGCGGUGUUGGAACAUCUGAUGUCCAAUUUAAUGGACUACAAUUGACGACAGUUGGGCCCAUGAAAGAGGUGUCUGUGUGGGUUGAAGAAACUCCCAUUUACACCUGGGAGAGGCCAAACAGCUGUGGCACUCAAGAUCCUCUCGGUUUGUUAGUUGAAGAAAGUGAACCAACGAUAUCCAAGAAAGAUUUCGAAUUACACUUCCCAGGAAAGUGUGGAGACUUUACGAGCAAGGACUUCUCCCCAGCAUGGUUUUUACUUGAAAAUUAUCAACUUACAUCUUUUGAAGACUUAAAGGCCGGAUUACAAUUUUUACAAAGAAGGGUGAAAGAUCAAAAGAAUGAGAGAUUGUCCUUUUUAAAAAAUAAUGUGUCACCUAUUGUAAAUCAAAUUGAUACCUUGAUACAACUCAAACAGGCUUAUGAAAGUGACAAAUUUACUGACCCAACUGUUAAAUUAAAAAAGGCAAUUCAGGACUCUGAAACUAAAACCAAAGAUUUAUUUAAAAAUGUAUUGGAUGGGUGGAGUAAGGCUGAAGAAAGCAGAAAUGCCCUCAACAUUCUUUCCAGAUUUAAGUUUUUAUUUUAUCUACCAGCUGCAAUUGAGAAAAAUAUGAAAAAGGGACAUUAUGAAAUUAUUAUCAAUGACUAUAUUAGAGUGAAGAACCUGUUUGGGAAAACACAAAUUCCAAUUUUUAAAUCAGCCCUAAAGGAAAUUGAAAGCUGCAUUGAGAAGUUGCAAAAUAAACUAUAUUUAGAUCUUCAAAAUUAUCCAAUUAAUCUUGCUAAGCAGAAACAAAUCAUAAGAUAUUUAGUACUUUUGGAUUCUCCUCAGGAUGCCGCAUGGAUUGCUAUUAAAAGCAGAUAUGUGUAUAUUAAUAAUGAAAUAACAACUCUCUUUGAUCAAUAUUAUAAUAUAUCAUAUGAAGACAAUAUUGCAACUAUGUCAUUUGUUGGAGAUGUUUGUGGGCACAUUUUGGACACUUUCGCAGACUUAUGGAAUAUGGGCCAAUCAUAUUUUUCUGGAGAACUGAAUGUGAAACAUAAAGAGGAACAAGUUGGUGAAUUUAAGCAGAUGGUUAAGGGAAUAAUUGAAAAUUUUUGUAAGUCUGUUGAGAAAAUAUUACUGAAUCAAGAGAAUGGCAUAUCAAAUAUUAAAACUCCAGAGGGAAACAUUGUCACUUAUGUUCCAGAAAUCCUCCAAAAUAUAAGAUCAGUAUAUUUAUUAUUUGUUCGAUUAAGUUUACCACAAGAAUGUUUGGAUUUACUUUUAAAUUUGUUGACGAAUCUAAAAAUCCAUUGUAUCAGAGUGCUGUUUAAGUUUAGUAUUGAGAAAAUAAUGGAUAUUAAUGAAGAUUGGUCAAUAAAAUUCAGUGAAACCUAUUAUGGAAUAACAAAUUUUCCUUUGCAAUUCUGCAAAGUGGUGCAAGAGAUCAGUGAAACAAUAAGAAUGUCUAUAUUCAGUGAUCAAAGUGAGAAUUCAGUUUUACAAAAUCAAACUGCAAUCAAUUCAUUUAAUGAAGAGUUUGAAACAAUGCUAAGAACUUCAGAAACUGUUCUAACUGGCUUUCUAGAAGAUAAUGAGGAUACAAAUGAUGUUUCUGUAAAUUUGCCACCACUAGAAAAAAGAUGCUUACUUACUUUAUCUAAUUGUUUAUACCUAAAGAAUAUUGUAUUAAAUACUUUACAAAAUGAUGUGAAUUAUGGAUUCCCAACACCUACAGAGGCCAUAAGUAAUGCAAAAUAUGGCUUAUUAGAACUGGAGCAACUAAUCCUCAAUAAAUAUUUAGAGUUGAAAAGUGUCCCAAUUAUAAACAUAAUUCAGGAAUCCUUAUAUUUUGAAACAUUAAACUGGGAUACAACUAUGAAAGUCACAGAUAUUAGGCCGUACAUAGUGAACUGUAUAAAUAGCUUCAUUCAAAUUCACGCAGAAGUCACCACCAUUUCUAACGACCUCCUACAAACCGUUUUACCCCAAGUAGCUGAAUUUGUGUCCAGGGAGCUGUGUAAAAUAAUCGCCAGUAUUGAGAAGUUCAACAAUUUUGGAGCUUUACAAACAUAUACAGAUAUAUGUUUACUGAGGAAGUUUUUAAGUGGUUUUCCCGCAUCUAAAGCAGAGUUUUACCUUGAAGAAGCUCUGGAUAAUAUUAUAUCUCAUUUAAAUGAGCCAAUCACCAUUGAUAUCGAAAAUAUAUUGAAGAGAUGUCAAGGGAGGAUGAGGUUGCAGUUUAGCUGCAUCUCUUGUAAUAUUUCACAACAAAAAGAUGUGUAUUCAUAAUUUAUAGAAAUAUAUAUAUAUAUUUACAUAAACAUAAUUAUAAUAGUUUUGUUUAAUAUAGUCAUUUAAAUAUC